Messenger RNA from Aspergillus heteromorphus CBS 117.55, 2523 nucleotides. RefSeq names its product cullin culA (gene culA). The record is from RefSeq and is a predicted model, not a curated record. The transcript is spliced from 7 exons. NCBI's taxonomy places the organism in Eukaryota, Fungi, Ascomycota, Eurotiomycetes, Eurotiales, Aspergillaceae. Gene Ontology annotation, molecular function: ubiquitin protein ligase binding. Gene Ontology annotation, biological process: SCF-dependent proteasomal ubiquitin-dependent protein catabolic process; protein ubiquitination. Gene Ontology annotation, cellular component: SCF ubiquitin ligase complex. Bases 124 to 2418 code for a protein of 764 amino acids.
CUCCGCUGCCUUAACCUAACCGCCCACUGCUCAAAGUGAGGUCAUUCCCUUCUCUUCACUGUCCCUCCCCGUGGGUUAUUAAGAUCUGCGACUAAGACUCGAACCCGGUUCCUACAACACAUAAUGCCUGUCCUUAUGCCCCAGACCCCUCACAAGGACGACUUGGAUGAAACAUGGACGUUCCUCGAGAAGGGGAUCGACAGUGUGAUGCUGAAGCUGGAGGAUGGGGUGGAUAUGCAAACUUACAUGGCCCUCUACACGGCGGUCCACAACUUCUGCACGUCGCAAAAAGCCAUCGGUACCAGUCAACCCACAAAAACGCACCAUGGCGCCCACCUGCUAGGUGAGGAACUGUACAAGCUACUUGGGGAGUAUCUCUCUCGUCACCUCGAGUCUGUGUACUGUGAAUCGGAGGGCCAUGCCGAAGAGGCUCUGCUUGCGUUCUACAUCCGUGAAUGGCAGCGCUACACCACCGCUGCCAAGUACGUCAACCACCUCUUCCGGUACCUGAACCGCCACUGGGUCAAGCGGGAGAUCGACGAAGGCAAGAAGCAUGUGUACGACGUGUACACUUUGCACCUGGUCAAGUGGAAGGAUGACUUCUUCCUGAAGGUUCACAAGAAGGUCAUGGAUGCAGUGCUGAACUUGGUGGAGAAACAGCGGAACGGUGAGACCAUCGAACAAUCCCAGAUCAAGAGCAUUGUCGAUUCCUUCGUCUCCCUCGGCCUGGACGAGAGCGACAGCACCAAGUCAACACUCGAGGUUUACCGGUUCUACUUCGAGAAGCCCUUUAUCGCUGCCACCAGAGUCUACUACGAAACCGAGUCGCGUCAAUUUGUCGCCGAAAACAGUGUGGUUGAGUAUAUGAAGAAGGCAGAGGCCCGCCUCGAUGAAGAAAAGGCCCGCGUGGGUUUGUAUCUGCAUCCUGAUAUCUCAAAGCACCUGACCGAAACAUGCUUGGAUGUUCUUGUGACGGCCCACUCAGAACUACUGCGGGACGAGUUCCAGGUCUUGCUGGACAAUGAACGUCAAGAAGACCUGGCUCGCAUGUACAGCCUCUUGUCCCGCAUCAAAGAAGGUCUUGACCCCCUGCGUACGAAGUUCGAGGCCCACGUCAGGAAGGCAGGCCUGGCUGCCGUGGAGAAGGUUGCUGCGGACGGCGACUCUUUUGAGCCCAAGCUGUACGUGGAUGCUCUGUUGCAAGUGCACACCAGAUACCAGAGCUUGGUGAGUGAGGCGUUCAAUGGCGAAUCGGAAUUCGUUCGAUCCCUGGAUAAUGCGUGCCGCGAGUUCGUCAACCGUAACAGGAUUUGCAAGUCCGGCUCAACGAAAACGCCGGAACUGCUGGCCCGAUACACCGAUUCUCUACUGAAGAAGGGAUCUAAGGCUGCGGAGGAGUCGGAACUGGAAGAGAUGUUGGUGCAGAUCAUGACCGUUUUUAAGUACAUUGAAGACAAGGAUGUGUUCCAGAAAUUCUACUCCAAGAUGCUUGCUAAGCGAUUGGUCCAUGUCAGCUCGGUGUCUGACGAUGCGGAGACCAGUAUGAUUAGCAAGCUCAAGGAGGCCUGUGGAUUCGAGUACACCAACAAACUGCAGCGCAUGUUCCAGGAUAUCCAGAUUUCGAAGGACCUUAACGGCAGCUACCGCGAUUGGCAGGAGAAGGUCCUUGAUGAUGACGACCGGAAGAAGCUGGUGGAUUCGCAUUUCCAGAUCCUGGGUACUGGGUUCUGGCCUCUGAGUGCCCCCUCGACCGAUUUCCUUGCGCCACCCGAGAUCGUCAAAACCUCGGAGCGGUUCCAGAGUUUCUACUUUGACAAGCACAACGGUCGGAAGUUGACAUGGCUCUGGCAGCUAUGCAAGGGUGAAAUCAAGGCCAACUAUAUCAAGAACACAAAGGUCCCGUACACUUUCCAAGUGUCGACAUUCCAGAUGGGGAUUCUCCUGCUUUUCAAUGAACACGACUCCCUGUCGUAUGAAGACAUCCAGAAGGCCACUUCUCUCGCCCCCGAAAUCCUUGACCCAAAUCUCAGCAUCUUCUUGAAGGCGAAGGUUCUCCUCAUCAACCCCGAUGGGUCCAAGCCAGAGCCAGGCACCUCCUUCUCGUUGAACUACAACUUCAAGAACAAGAAGAUCAAGGUCAACCUCAACAUCCAGAUCAAGUCCGAGCAGAAGGUGGAGUCGGAUGAUACGCAUAAGACAAUCGAGGAGGACCGCAAGCUGCUGCUCCAGUCCGCCAUCGUGCGCAUCAUGAAGUCCCGGAAGAAGAUGAAGCAUGUGCAGCUCGUCCAGGAGGUGAUCCAACAGGUCAAGUCCCGGUUUCCUCCCAAGGUGCCCGACAUCAAGAAGAACAUCGAAGCUCUGAUGGAGAAGGAUUACAUAGAGCGCCUGGAUGGAGACGAAAUCGCCUACAUUGCUUGAACUCUACACAGCAACAGUCUUCUUUGCUCUCCUCGCUCUGGUUUCCUCCCCCCAUUUCCUACCUACCUAAAUGUCAUGUUAGCGCGUUCUCCUCUAGCUACCCUU